Macroventuria anomochaeta is the source of this 1366-nucleotide messenger RNA. RefSeq lists its product as uncharacterized. The transcript has a single exon. Lineage: Eukaryota; Fungi; Ascomycota; Dothideomycetes; Pleosporales; Didymellaceae. The coding region runs from base 433 to 1035 and encodes 200 amino acids. The record is from RefSeq and is a predicted model, not a curated record.
CCACCGUCGCGCUACAGAAGCUCUCCCCGCUCCCCGUCAACUUGGAAAGGCAAGGGACCUCCUUCUUCCAGUCUAUCAGCUUCCAUCCCUUGGCAUACCGCAAACAAUCACUGGGCAAGGUCCUGCAUUCAUAAGUGCAAGCCUGCCGUCUGUUGUCAAAUCGCUCAACUCUGGUCGACUGUACUCGACCAUCACCCCGCUCACUUACAUAUUAGUGUGGCUGUGAAGACUAGCAACUAGUCUAUCCCAGAGAUCGUCGUCACUACUUGGCCUUUGUCUUGUGACAGCUGCCAUCAAAUUGGUCAAUCAGAAAAUCCCUCAAACAUAAACCAGCCAUACAUAGACACCACGUCUUCCAUCACGACGCCGCCUCUACUCCAAGGAACAACACCUCGCAAACGCAUCUACAUCGACAUCACCUGAACCAUCACCAUGUGCGUCACAGAACUUUGCGUCACCAACCAGGCUUGCCAGCACCGCUGGUACCAUCUCGUUCGACCGUGUGCUCAAUCCACAGAUCUGGCUACUUGCAGCAAGAAGCUGGGUAUCUCUGGUUGGGAAGUCAAGGUCGACCACUGCCCCUACUGUCAAGGCCAUGCAACCAGCUCCGAAUACCGUCUGAUCGGUAAUGGCCCAGCUCCUCCUGUGGGCUCUCUCUCUGGUCUCGCACGCGCACACUCAACAAGUCUGCACGCAGCUCGCCGCGACGAGCGCCUACAACUCAUCACAUCCAGGAGCGACAGUGUCACCAGUAUCGGCAGCAAGAGCAGCAUAGUCACAGCAGCCUCCGAGAAGAACCGCGCCAUGAACGCAAGACUCGACUCGUAUUUCUUCCCAUCCGAGAGCUCUCUAGUCCCGUCAUUUCCCAGGUCAGUCCGCGAAACUGGUGAUGAGAGCUUUACCGAAAGCUCCAGCGACACAUCAAGCAACGAUCAGGCCAGCCUACGACACCAGUCCAUGUCCAACGAGCCCUACAGAGUCAGCAUGCUAUCGCGCAUCGGUCGCAAGACCAAGCGCUUCUCAAUGUUCAAGUGAGCAUCCACCAAGAGUUAAACACCUCCAGCCACGUCAUGCUCUUUGCACAGCCUGCGCCCAGCAACCGUCGUUUGGUUAACAUUGAGGCUUACCAUCAUUGCGGGCCUAGACCGCCUCCACUCGACUGCGAAACCCAGCGGGACCGGCAGCCGGGCUCCGCGGCUCUGUAAACGAAAACGAAUAUCCAGAUUUCGGUCCGAUCUCGUGAGACAUCAUCACGAAAGCAUCAUCGAUACCGAACACCUUCUCAGCUCACAUCACACCAUUCUUCAGCAUAACGGCAUUCUCCACUUCUACCAUGUUCUUACUACGUUCAUUGUCGCCUAGCACG